AUGCAGGAGCAGGUCCAAAGACGUCCCGAGAAAUUUCCGGACUACUCCCUUGAUGAUGGACAGCUCUAUAAACACAUAGGGCAUCCCACAGACGUCAGAGUAAGCAACCCCUGGAAGCUGUGCGUGCCGCGAGAACAGCGCCAACGCGUGCUGGAAGACUGCCACGACCAUCCCUCCGCCGGGCAUCCGGAAGACGCUCAGGAGGAUCGCCCAGCGUUACUUCUGGCCUGGACUUCAUCGGGACGCGGUACGUACAAGGUUAGUCAGUGUAAACCAGCCGUCAAGAUGCUCACUCGCCAACCUACGGAGCCGUUCGCGCUCGUCGGAGCCGACUUCGUUGGACCCCUUCCCAGGACCCGGCGAGGAAACACCAUGCUCUUGGUUUUCAUCGAUGUAUUCUCCAAGUGGGUACAGCUCAUCCCAUUGAAGAAAGCCACCUCCGCCCAACUAGAGUUCGGAUUCCGAGAAAGGAUCCUCUCUCGCUUUGGAGCCCCCAGGAGGUUGAUUUGCGACAACGGCACGCAAUUCACCAGCCGAAGCUUCAGGGCGUUCUGCCGGAACAACGGUAUUCAACUGGAAUACACCGCUCCGUACUCCCCCCAGCAAAAUCUGACGGAGCGCGCCAACCGCACUAUCAAGACAAUGAUAGCACAAUAUGUGAAUCAGGACCACCGGACAUGGGACCAGCUACUGCCCGAGGUCUCCCUCGCCAUUAACACCAGCACCUCAGAUAGCACGGGGUUUAGUCCGGCUUACCGAGUACAAGGUCGGGAGCUUAGGUUGCCAGGUGCCCUCUUCGAUGCGGUCGCAUCCGACUUACAUGACUCGCCAUUGGAUCCAACGGAACGAGCCAAAAGGCUUCAAGAAGCGUUCCGCACCGCCCUGGAAACCAACCAAAUAGCUUCUCAGGAACAAAGUCGACACUACAACCUGAGACGACGCGCAACUAGGCUCGCACGACCAACUGCGCCGCACCCCGAGCGCUUACCCAGCCCGCUCACAUCAGGAGCACUCCGGAGUCCAGCCGCGCCGCCGCCUGAGCGCCGCCUACUGAGGGCCCUCCGGAAUCCACACUCAUCAGGAGCAUCCCAGUGGGCCACCUGCGCCGCUUACCGAGAGCGCUCCCAGAGACCGCUCACAUCAGGAGCGAUCCCAGAGAUCAGCAGCGCCACACCCCGAGCGCUUGCCCAGCCCGCUCACCUCAGGAGCACCCCAGAGACCGCUCGCACCACGAGCAGCCCAGCGAUCAGCAGCGCUCGCCCACCGAGCGCUCACACCAGGAGCACCCCGAAGGCCCGCUUCCCCGCCCUGCUUGCGCCCCCCAGCAGCGCCAUCUACAGUGCCAGCUACAGCACUCACCGCGACGAGGAAACAAUCGCCACGCUCACCGUGGACCCCGGAUCACUCGCCGCCAGAGACUCGCUCCUGCGCCACCACCAGCCGCUAGUCGGGAGACCCAGCCACUCCCACCUCAUCAUCCAGCAGCCCCGUAACGCACGUGCAUCGGAGGCGCAAUAUCAGCGAAACUCCCACAUCAGCAUCCACUUGACACCCACUCAGAGGCCCAACAGCAGCGGGCACCCAGCCACAACGUUCACCGGGUCCACCGAUGAAAACGGACCUGGAACAGAAAGCGUCGGAGGACGCAGAACAAAAACCAGCUCCGUCAGCCUCCAGACAGAUCGAGGAGGGGAGCUUCUCCGAAUCCGACGACGCAUUCACGACCCGAGCCAUGGGGGUCAGGUGGAUUUCCUACCGGCGCCCGGCGCUCGGGGAACGCUUUGCCGCAUUGGACGCCAUGUACCCGGAGGCUCCUACACCAAAGGUAGUGACCAACCGGUCCACCUCACCGAUGCCCGGCGCAGGGGACACCUUUCUCUUCGUGCCGCCAGAACAUGUCCGCAGCCGCAUUCGCCGAGAAGCUUCGGGGGUGGGGCAUCCUUUUCGAUGGGCAAGCCGACCCCCUGCGUUUCAUGGAACGAGUCGAGGAAGGCGCUGCAGCAUACAGCGUACGUAACAGCGACCUCCCACGGGCCAUCGCUGGACUACUAUCGGGCCGCGCCGAAGGCUGAUACCGAGCCUACCAGAUGCACGCCGAGCCCUGGGAGACUUUCAGGCGAGAUUUCUUGGAGUUUUUCCUCCCUCCACGGUACAACCAGCGCCAGGAGGAUGCGAGGAGGACCCGCCAUCAGCAAGGCGUCGAGCCUUUCUAGUUCUAUGUGGGUUAACGCAACUAGCCACCGCUUUCGAAAUUGCUCGGGACCGAGACCCAGUACGACAAGCAGCACUAGUUCCACCCGCCAGUGGGAGCUACACUACGAGGAGCAGCCCUCCGCCCGGCCCUCGCCGACGACGCCUUUCGGGACACCGAACCCAGUUAUAUCAAACCGGAUGAUUGGCCCGAGCCUGUGGUCGCUGCGCCGAGGAAACGUGGUACCCGCACCAUUGACUGCUGACGCCAGUCGGGAAACAGCCGGGGUCGUCGCACACUCACGGAGCAGGCGGCGACCCACCCAGCGCUCCCCACCCUUAGAUCCACCGCUCCGCUUGACGGGUGGCCGAAUCGUCGCCACGGUUACCAUCGAGGUUCAACUCUUCUCGGCAACCAUCGACACGGGGGCCUCCAGAAGCUUUGUCAGCGAAGCGCUCGCCAACCGGCUCGAUUCGGGUCGAAACAUCAAAGAAGUUCGCACCCAAAUAUCCCUGGCGGACGGAUCCCCGAAGGAACUCACCAAGGCCCUGCACGCACAAGUGCGCCUGGACCAACAACAUGUCCGCAUGACCCUCCUGACCCGGUGCGAGCCCCCAAAUGUAAAGUUGGUAUUAUAA
Drosophila rhopaloa is the source of this 2829-nucleotide messenger RNA. RefSeq lists its product as uncharacterized. Gene Ontology annotation, molecular function: nucleic acid binding; aspartic-type endopeptidase activity. The transcript has 7 exons. Gene Ontology annotation, biological process: proteolysis; DNA integration. The coding region runs from base 1 to 2829 and encodes 942 amino acids. NCBI's taxonomy places the organism in Eukaryota, Metazoa, Arthropoda, Insecta, Diptera, Drosophilidae. The record is from RefSeq and is a predicted model, not a curated record.